UUCAGAGUGGCUGCUAAGAAAUACAAGCUUUAUGAAACAUAGCACACAAUCUGUUCUAGCAUAGGAAUAAGACAAACUUUUUUAAAAAAUGUUGUAAAUUGAGUGUGCCAAAUCUUAAACUAGUUCUUGUUAAAUUUAACAUUCUUUAUUUUUAAGAUGGAAAAUAUGGUGCCAGAUUUUUCAGACAGUGAAGAUGAGGGACUAAAAUCAAGUGGCAACAUGUUAAUAAAUUUACUUCCCUUUAUGUCCAUGGUUGAAGAUUCUGAAGAGGCAGAAGAUAUUUCAGAGUUGGAUACUUUGAAUCAUAUUUCGUCUGUCACAGUUUCAACUCCGAUACAGACUAGAAAACUAUCAGUUCAGUAUAAGGCUUCAGGUGUGCAAACAAGUAUUGAUAAAGACAAUCUUGAGGUUGAUUUUACUACGGACAGUCCAUCCAUAUGUGAGAUUUCUGUGAAAAAUGAUUCCGGAUUAAAUGUUGAAGACGAUAUGGAAAUCAUUGAUACAGACGAGGAAGGAAAAGUGGAGAACAGUAUUGCUAUAGAGAAGAAAGAAACAUCUGUAAAGAAAAGCGCCAACGAGAAAGUGGGAAAAUCUGAGGAAAAAGAAGCCAAACAGAUAAACUCAAGACCAUUGAGACCCUGUUUUGUUUGCGAUAAAAAGAUCAAGCAUUCGAAAUUAAAUAGACACAUCACUUUAUGUCAUAAGCAUCAUCCAGAUGUAAAGGAUGCUUUGAACAUGCCUCGAAAAGAAAGACUGAGAGCCUUCGCUAACUUUCGAAAAAUUGGCAUAUAUAAUCAUAAUGUUAAAGAAAUUGAGGAGGGCGGUAGAAAUUUGUUGCGUGAAAAGCAAAACGAUUCAGAUGACCCACUUGUUAUGUGCACCACCUGCAAAGGAUUUUAUGCCAAAACCUUUAAAGCUAGGCACAAGGCAGACUGCUCAAAGAACUCCUGUCAAUUUCCUGUUACAAUUGCUCUGGAUUGUACUAGUGAUGAGUCAUGGAAGCUAUCGGAUGAUCAAUUUAAGCAGAGAAUUUUGAACAUCAUCAGAGACGAUGCCGUUGGUACUCUUGCCAAAUCGGAUCCCGUUAUUUUGAUGGUUGGUCAUCGCCUCUAUGGCAAAAUAAAAAGAAGACUAAACAAAAAGAUGGAAGUUGAACGGUCUGUUCGAAGCGACAUGCGUCGUCUGGCACAUGUUUAUUCCAGAUUUAAAGAUAGGGUGUUGGAAGUACCAAGAGAUUGUUGUAAUGACAAAAACAAUGCUGGUGACAUGUUUCUGAGGGAAAAUUUUGAGGUGCUGAAAUAUUCUAUUGAAUCCUACACUCAUUCUGAUUUGGAAGUUCAAAAGUCAGGACUUAAGGCAGCCUUGUACUACGUGUUGAAAGACGCCGCCGAAAAACUAAUUGGUUAUUACCUUGGUAAAAAUAAUGAUGUUGAUGCAGAAAAAAUUAAAAACUUUUUGGUAUUGCUGAAAUUACGCAAAGAUGAAAUAUUCGCUGACGCAACGUAUGAUUUAAACAUGAGAAGGAAUGUAAAAACUAAAAAACCUGCACAACUUCCAAACGAAGGCGAUGUCCAACUAAUUCGAGAUUAUGUGAUUGAAAGGAUACGCCACUUAUCAUCAGAUCCAUUUAUCAUCAUGGACAGACAUACGUUUGUUGAACUACGUGAUUGUGCUUGCACUCGUCUUGUGCUGUAUAAUGGCCGAAGAGGUGGAGAACCAUCGCGUCUAACCGUUACGCAGUGGAUUGAAGCUGAAAAGGAUGAAUGGUUAGACAAACAGCGGAUACAGGAUAUUGCAAAAGAAACUAACUUAAGCAGUGGGACAAAGAUCACAUUUCAAUCGGGAAAAGGAGUCAACCAUUUAGUUCCUGUUUUUAUUCCUAAAGAUACUGUUGCUGCAAUGAAGUUGUUGGCUAACGAGCAAGUAAGGAAAGAUGCUGGUGUCCUUGAAGAAAACUCAUACAUAUUUCCCAGUACCCAAGGUUCUGAUAAUCAUUGCUCUGGAUGGCAUAGCUUAGAUAAUGUUUGUGCAAAACUUCCAAUUGCCAACAGAGAAAGAAUUAGUGGUACAAGUAACCGACAUCGCCUUAGUACCUUAAUUGCUGGUUUAGGUCUAUCAGAGUCCGAUAUGAGUUUGGCCUAUGAUCAUUUUGGGCACAGUGAGAGAAUUAACAAAACGAUAUACCAAGCACCAGCUGCUCAUCGACAACUAUUGUCAACUGGGAAACAUCUAUCUGUCCUUGAUAAUGCGCAAAGUAUAAAGAAUGACAAUAACUUCGAGAAAAAGGGUCCUAACUUAGUUGAAGAAAAUGAAAAAAAAUUUAGAGAUGAAAAUGCUGAAAAAGACACAAGUAAAGCGAACACUGUAAAAUUACCGAAUAAAAAGAAAAUGAAGAAAAGUGUACAAGUGGGAGAAAAAAGACAAACUCAUCGAAACGAUACAUUUAAAAAAGAGAAAACUUGCGCACCCACGAGAAAGUAUGCACUUAGAAAAGAAAAGAACGUUUCUCAAAAAACAUCUGAAGAAUCCAAACAUUUUACAAAUGUGAACGAUGAUGAACCUUCUGAAUGGUCUGAAUCAAGUGAAGAUAGCGAACUCGAGAAUUCUGUAAAAUGCACUGGUCAACAAGAAAGAAAAUACAUUCAAUGGUCGUCAGAGCAAGAGGAUAAACUAUACAAAAAAUUUGCAAGACAUAUAAAAAAUAAAAAAAAUGGAUGGCCUUGCUCUGAUGAUCUGAAAAAAUUCGCCAACGAGGAAGGAAUUACUGUUGGAACUGUUCGAAAUAAAAUUAACAAUGAAAGAGGAAAAAUAGCACGACAAGCGGAAGCGAAAAAAAAGAAAAUGAACAUUGUUUAAUUGUGAUAGAGCUUUGGUUUCUUUUAUUUUUAUUAUUUUUACGUUACCAUAAAAGUACAUGUUUAUAAUUAUUUAUUAUGUUUACAAAAGUACAUUUAUAAAAACAUGUACACUAUACAUGUUUUUAUAAAUAAUGUGACAGCUUUUAUCAUCAUCAAAUUUUCUUGAGUAUACUCUAAAAAAUUCAAGUCUAAACAACACAUCACUCCGUCACCCCUUAGACGGGGAGAAAGGCAAGAAAAAGUGUUAAAGUCACGAGGAUAAUUUCUAUACAGGUUUCAAUCAUGUUUUAACAAUCAAAAUGUAUGAUCAACGAUAAUUUAAUUCAACUCUCCCCCCUCUCCCAUGAAAAAUAUUUUGAACUGUGUGGUUUUCAUAACUGUAUGUGAUAAGAAAACUGGCUCUCAUAAGUGAAGUAUAUCUUUUAAGGGGAUUAAUUUUCGCGGGUAUUAAGUUUCGCGGUUUUUUCGGAGUUUUUCCAAAAACGCGAAAAUACGUCGCCGCGAAAAGUUUAAAUAUCCCUGAUCUGGGAAAUUUCCAAAUCGGCCUGAUACAAAAGACAAUGAUGUAUAACUUUCUCUGGGACAUUUUCCUUUCUCUUCUGUAUGUUGUUUCGAAAUAACUCACCGGAAUAGUUGUUUUUCCAAAUUUGCAUAAUUCGCAAAAAUAAGUUACCGCGAAAUUUUCUUCAACACUAAAUUUGUGAAAAUAAAUUCCCUUUUUUCCCGCCAAAUUCUAGUAAAAAAAAAUUCUGCGAAAAUAAGUCCCCGCGAAAAUUAAUUCCCUGAAGGUAUCUUGUUUACACAGUUAUUUCUCGUUUAUUCGUGAUAUAGUUCGUACAAGGUGAUACAUUUAGGAAGGUUUAAGGCGUUAAACAGAUUAUCAUUUAGCGUACGUUUCUUGAUUUCUCAGUCCUUCCUUACGCAGCCCCAUUAUAUAACUAGUGUCAAAUGAGAAAAAGGAAAAGGAAGUUAAUUUCUGUGGAAUUAGUAAGAUAUAACUGCUUGGUUAUCCAGGUUCGUUUAUUUAAAUUCGAAGAAGCAGCAAAUGAUUAAUCGUUUUUUGUUUUUUUGUUUGCAUAUAAAAAUGUAUGAAAAUACUGAAUUUUAUGUGUUUACCCUUUUUUUUCAUUUUUACCCUUGUUCUGUUGUUUUUAAUAACGCAUAUUAUAGAUUUAGGUGUUCUUCUUUCUUUUUUGAUUUUUGUUAUGUUCAAAGGAGUCUAUUACUACGCAUGUCAUGUGUUUGGAAGUUUCAGGAAUACACUUUUAUUUUGA
Messenger RNA from Hydractinia symbiolongicarpus, 4132 nucleotides. RefSeq lists its product as uncharacterized. The coding region runs from base 157 to 2856 and encodes 899 amino acids. The transcript is spliced from 16 exons. Lineage: Eukaryota; Metazoa; Cnidaria; Hydrozoa; Anthoathecata; Hydractiniidae. The record is from RefSeq and is a predicted model, not a curated record. Gene Ontology annotation, molecular function: DNA binding.